ACCAAAACAAUCUACUCGUUGUUGCAUAAACAACUAUUUUGUUCUGUUCCGUGGUUCUGCCGGUAGUAAAAUUAUGAGUUCGCUACGACGAGAGGCUCUUCGGUGGUACAAAAUACUGCAGCGCACUAAAAAUGAUGUGUUCGCCGGAGAUUUUCGUACUAUUACGGCAGCUCGACAACGGAUCAGGGAGGAAUUUAUCAAAAACAAGGACAUCACGGAUGAAAAGGAAAUCCAAGAGAAAAUCAAAAUUGCCAAGGAUGUGGAAGUCGAGUUGCGCAGCUCAGUAGUGCAGGCGGUGCGGAAACAACCGACCGUAUUUGAGGCGAGAAUCACACCCGAUACAAAAAAAAUGGACAACGUAAUGUUUGAUCCGGACGCCGAGAUACCUCCGCCUCGAAGCAAAAAGUGCAGUGAUAAAAAAUAGAAAAAAAAUGUCUUCCAUCACUCACAGCGUUUAGCUGAUCGAUGUUAAAUGGUGUCUAUCUAGUGAAGUUGUUAUCGGUAUCAGAAGGCUAAUCAUGGCAUUUUGUUUUAUUUUUACCCUUGCCAGUUGUUAGAAUGUAUGACCUCACCUGCAGCAUUA
Molecule: messenger RNA, 583 nt
Organism: Anopheles coustani
Lineage: Eukaryota; Metazoa; Arthropoda; Insecta; Diptera; Culicidae
Product: complex III assembly factor LYRM7
Exons: 4
Coding region: 74-424 (116 amino acids)
Biological process (GO): mitochondrial respiratory chain complex III assembly
Source: RefSeq, a predicted model, not a curated record